AUGACACAAGGUGUUCGUGGAAAGAAUCGCGCCGAAUACCAGGACAGGGAGCACAUGGCGACGGUGGAAGUGACGUGCACGAACAAUGAAGAUGGCAACUCAACGCUGUCGCUGAGAGGCCUCAUUUCAAUGCCGGACGGACGUAUGUACACAUUGGAACCAAGCACGAGAUUCACGCGUGACGAAACGAGAACGACUGAAGAUUUGCACAAUGUCAUCGACCGUUUCUGGCUCGACUAUGCUGUUCUAGAUCAUGUUACAGACAUCCCUCCAGCAAACCCCCCGUGCCCCCAACCUGAUGCUGCCACCCCCGGGGCCGCGCCGGACGUCCACCUUGACAUCGUGGUCUUUGUUGACCACACCGUGUAUCAGCGAUGGUACAACAAGUCUACACGUUCAACGCCUGAGAAGAAAAGAUUGGAUACCAUUGAGAACAUCCGACGUCAUUUCGGUCAUCUGAUGAACGCUGUUGACCUCCGUUUCAAGAUGGCGUCUCCCCGAUUCCACGCCCACCUUGCUGGUUUCGUCAUCGAGACGGCGGGCCCAGGGGACAGGUCGCGGGAGGUGCCGGACCCACAGACACGGACAGAGGUCGAGGGCAGAUGGCUGCUGGACAGCGCGUGGACAUUGGUCAGCAGAACACCCGGGUUCCCCCCUAAUGACCACGUCAUUGUGUUUACUGAAAGUGCCCUGUUUACGACCCAGGAGGGCAUAUACACGGACGUACUGGGCAUCUCUUAUAACGGCAGGAUGUGUCAUCCCUAUGGCUACAGCAUAUCGCUGACCAGGUACCAAGACCGUCUUGUCGAUGACGUCAUUGCUGCUGCACAUGAACUUGGACACAGCUGCUCGGCAUCAGAGAACUACAUCAUGUCAGGGACACACGCUGCAGAGGCUCAUGUGACACAGAACAACCAAUACAUUUUCUCUGAAUGUUCAGUCAGGUCCUUCCAGAAACACGUGGCCCUACUGGAGGCCCGGGGCGACGGCAAGACCCUGUCCUGCUUGUACGAGACCAUCCACCCUGGACCAGCGUCCUUCCUCCUCCCCGCCGCGCCUGGGCAGACCCACGAUGUCCACAGACAGUGUCAGAUGAUAUACUCCCCGAGCUCCUUCUUCUGUCAUAUCGACAUAGGGGGCUCAGAAAACGUGUGCAGGAGGAUGCCGUGCUACAACCCUCGGACUAGACGCUGCUCCCACCACCGAGCCAGGGACGGGACACCGUGCGGCAACAGGAAGGAUCAAAACAUACAGUUCCGAUGA
Molecule: messenger RNA, 1263 nt
Organism: Haliotis rufescens (red abalone)
Lineage: Eukaryota; Metazoa; Mollusca; Gastropoda; Lepetellida; Haliotidae
Exons: 13
Coding region: 1-1263 (420 amino acids)
Biological process (GO): proteolysis
Molecular function (GO): metalloendopeptidase activity
Source: RefSeq, a predicted model, not a curated record